This is a messenger RNA of Canis lupus familiaris (dog), 2560 nucleotides long. RefSeq names its product CXXC motif containing zinc binding protein (gene CZIB). The transcript is spliced from 7 exons. NCBI's taxonomy places the organism in Eukaryota, Metazoa, Chordata, Mammalia, Carnivora, Canidae. Bases 755 to 1147 code for a protein of 130 amino acids. Gene Ontology annotation, molecular function: zinc ion binding. The record is from RefSeq and is a predicted model, not a curated record.
UUUCCCGACUAGAAUUUGUUCAUUUUUCAGAAUGUAUUGGUUAAUUCUUAAUUGGCAAGGGCUCGGAAUUCCCUUUGUAAUUUUUCCUCCGUGAAAUAUUUCAUGUUACGGAAACACUAAACGAAAGGCUACUUUGGUUUACAAGAAGGGGUCUUGGGAUUCUUUAGUAAAGAGAGGAAUUGCACCUUGUGUUUCGCUUGUACAUUGGGCUUUAUUUCUCGUGAAAUCGUCUUCAUGUUGUUCUCCCCUCCCGGUACCGGCGAAUCUGGUCUACGGAGGCCCCUCGUGCAGAGCAGGCUGAGGCCCUUAGCUCUCCCAGAUCUCGUAGCUUCUGCUCUGUGUCGCUCCUCGUCUAAACCCCAGCGAAAGCUCUGUCCCUUUUAGGAAGCUUUCUAGACACCUUUACUACCAAAUACUUUGAAGCUCGAGUCCCAGGGCUUAUUUGAGGAAUUCAUGUUCUUCCGCUUCAGAAAGCAGAGUCUAGCGAAGGAGACAGACGUGGAGUAACAACAGUGAUGAAUACUUCUACUGGGAACCUACAAGGGAAGCCCCAGGCCCAACGAGGGGUGGGGGUGGGCGCUGUUGAGAGCAUUUCUGCCCUUCCUGAGCCCUCGAUGUCCAGCCAGACCGGGUACUUCUUAGAGGAGGGUGGGCAAGCCUGCAGGAGAAACACGUGACCUGUUCUGUGCCCAGAGAGAAAUCCAGAUGUGUUCUUGGGGCUGGUAGUAAAGAGGAGGUGAAACUGGAUAAGAAGAUGAAAUGUGGCAACUGUGGUGAGAUUUCAGAGAAGUGGCAGUAUAUUCGGCUGAUGGACACUGUGGCACUGAAGGGAGGUCGUGGCAGCGCCUCCAUGGUCCAGAAGUGCAAACUAUGUGCGAGGGAAAACUCCAUCGAGAUUUUGAGCAGCACCAUCAAAUCUUACAAUGCUGAAGACAAUGAGAAGUUCAAGACAAUUGUGGAGUUUGAGUGCCGAGGCCUUGAACCAAUUGAUUUCCAGCCCCAGGCGGGGUUUGCUGCUGAGGGUGUGGAAUCGGGGACAGUCUUCAGCGAUAUUAAUCUGCAGGAGAAGGACUGGACGGACUAUGACGAAAAGGCUCAGGAAUCUGUGGGCAUCUACGAGGUCACCCACCAGUUUGUGAAGUGCUGAACCUUCUUCCUGCACACUUGCCUCUAAGAACUGAGAAGGGACAACAUGCCCCAAGCAGCAGAGCCAUUGAGGCUAGGCCCCUUGUCCCUUGUCUCCCAGGAGCUGUCCAGGCCCUCACAGCCUGCAUGCUGGGCUCUGUCACAGCCCCCCAAGCCCACUAAUAAAGCCCCUGUUUGUGCUGCACUGCUGCAUGAAGGCAGAGUCAGGCAGAAGGACAGCAACUCCUCCACAAAUAAGAAUUCAUGUUGGAAGUCUCGGAUUGCUUCCUGGCACGUUCCCACAGUUUAAGAUCCAAUUUGUAAAAUAUGCGGGAGUGCAUAGCUUCUAAGGGCUCCAGCCCUUGGGGAGUGGGUAGGUCAAUCCAAAGGACCUAAGGUGUCAAGGCCAAUGGUGCUAAGGGCAGUUGGGCCUGUGGAAUGAUUCUAUGAGCCCCAUGGUCCUAAGCCAAAACACUACAUUGACCACCUUCUCUCCCAAGUAAGCCCAGGCAUUUUUAGCUGAUGUCACUUCAUAUUCCAGGGCCAGCAGGGACUUUAGAGUUGGCAGUCCAGUCCUGGUAUGAAUCUGCUCUGAAAUUCCUACUGGACCAUCAUCAAGUCUGUCUACUUGCUGAGAGGGGCAGUCCUCUUCCCAUCAGAGGAGUCCAUAUGAAAGCUCUUCCUUCUGCUAAGUCAGCCUUUAUGUUCCCUGGAGUUCCUCCUGCUGGUCCUGCUUGGUCACUUUGUGGUUAUGCUUUCAUGUUCUACCCCUGGACAGCCCUGUGGACGUCUGAAGACCGGAGUCGUGGCUCUGUGUGUCUUGUGGGCCUGGUUCCCUGGGUCUGAGGGUCCCCUGCAGAGUGGAAAGAGUUGUUUGGUAUACGAUUAGAUCCUGAGGGCAUGCUCAUGCCUUCACGCUGGUGAACCCAUCUUUUGGAAAACUUGUGAGAGACCUUACUAUUCCAGUGUUCUGCUGGAGCCAGAAUUCUUUGGAAGUAAAAAUUAUUACCUUAAUUUUCUGGGAGGCCCACUGGGAAAUGAUCUGCCCAUUUCCACACUGGUUGUGGCGGGGACUAGGAAGGGGCACUACCUCAGAUUUCAGGUAAAGCUGGCUGUGUCCACAGUGGUAAAGAGAUGCCUACCUUGUCUGUUCUCCAGUCUGGCAUCUCCAUCGUGUUCCCUCUAUGCUCCCUGUGUUCCUGGCCCCUGCACAUGCUCUUUUCUGCAUCUGACAUAGCAGAGCUGCUGUGGCCCUCCCUCUGCCACCAGGUCUAUAAGGUUCUAUCACCCACAGGGUCCAAUCUGCUGCUUAGCCUGAAAACAAAUCAGUGGAAGCAGCCUGAGAAGCAGCCUUUCUGUGUUUUAGUCUCUGUAAUAGCCAGUGUGUGUGAAGCUCACAAAGACAAAUAAUAAAAGGAUCUCAAGGUUUUCUUUA